Molecule: messenger RNA, 1646 nt
Organism: Archocentrus centrarchus (flier cichlid)
Lineage: Eukaryota; Metazoa; Chordata; Actinopteri; Cichliformes; Cichlidae
Gene: c5h1orf50
Product: chromosome 5 C1orf50 homolog
Source: RefSeq, a predicted model, not a curated record
AUGGACAGGACGGUCAGCCUGCCUAACCAGCCCGAAACCACCACAGUGACUCUGGUUGAGAACAGCAGUGCCCCCAGUGGGCUGGAACUAGUUAGUUCCUACCAGACCAACAGAGUGGGUGACCCAUGGAUCUGGUGGGCCCUGGCAGAGCAAGUCCAGAAGGGAGAUGAGUUUGUAAAAGCCAAUGCCUGCAAACUGACAGUCAUUGCAGACCAGAUUAGAUACCUGCAGAGCAGGCUAGAAAGGUAAGAGUUAGAAGCAAAAAGAGACGCUGAGCUGCACCACGCUGCCUGUAACAUUGUGAAAAAGCCAGGCAACAUGUACUACCUCUAUCAGAGGCCAUCUGGACAGAAUACUUUCUCCAUCAUCUCUCCUAAGGAAUGGGGCCCAAGCUGUCCUCACCCAUUUCUUGGUGCAUUCAAACUUCAACACGACAUGUCGUGGACCCCCUUAGAUGAGGUGGAGAAAAGGGAUGCAGAGAUAGCCAUCAUGGACAAACUCGUCAGCCAGCAGACUGCCUUACCAUCGUACACAGGGCUGAACUUCAAAGGCCUCACCGAAUAAAGAACUGAUGGCUUAAACUGGGCUUUCAUAAGGACGUGUGCUAAAUGCUAACUACAGUCUUACAUACUUCAGAACUACUGAUAUCAAAGAGUCAAACUGUUUAAGUGACUUUCCUACGCUGCCUUAAGUGUAUAAUUUGUUUAGGUUUUGUUUGUACACACACUUUUCUAAUGGGGACUGUGCCUGGACACUUUUACCUUCAUUAGAACUGUUUCUCCUUAGAUGCAGCUGGAGAUCCCACCAACAUUCAGUACAAGGAUCAGAUGUAAAGCUGCACCAUGAAGCUCAUCAAAGGAAAAAAGCUGACAUCCACUGUUUCACAUCAUUGCAUGUUAGCACAGCUAGCUGUCAAACAAGCACAACAGCCUGCGUUUAGCAACAGAGUUCUGAGUUUGUGUAGUUUUUUUUUUUUUUUUUAAAGAAAAAAAUCAGCUGCUUCUAAAAAUGUUGUUCUUCGGCACCAUUUUUGGUCAAAAAAGGCACCUUUUACAGCUUUAUUCUGCAAACUUUGAGCUGUAUAACGUUGGGAUUAGAGCCCAAACUAGACAGCUUUUUAAGAGCGAUACCGAUAUUUGACUUAAAUGAUAUCAGCCAAUAUUUUUUUCCCUUUCUUUCAGACACACAAAAUUUAUGGAGUUAUGGAUAAUUACUAGGAUAAUGUGACCAUAUAGGUUAGAAAUUAAUUUUAAAAAUAAACAAAUCGCUGGUCGUCUUGUGGCGUUCCAAACGUGUUUCCAACAGGGAAAAUGCGUAUUGCCCUCCGGUGGACGACUAUGCAACAUCAACACUCAUAGCAUGGUUGAAAUGUGUUUCUCCUGUCAUCUUUACUUUGAAACUUUUUAUUUAUAUGCUGAAAAAUGACAAUUUGCGAUACCAGUAUAGAGGCAAAUGCAUAAUAUUGGCUGAUAUAUCAGUUGGGGCACUAAUAGGGACGUUCCUGAUGAUUAAUUUGAUGAUUUUAUUUUUUUAAAUACAAAUUUUAAAAGAUGCCAUGUUUUGUCCCUGUAAAUAAAUUACAAAAGAUGUAAUUUCAUGUUUAAUUGUAUGUCAAGGCAAUUAAAGUGCAAUUUCUUCAUUUCAAA